UCAAAACACCGCGAUCGCAUAAGACUGAAUCAGAGGGAAAGAAAAAUGCGAGCCAUAGGACCGAAGAAGACAGUUGGAUGGUGCAUAUGUGAUUGGCAACGGUAUUAAGCAAUAUCCAUGCACAUAAGCGGUUACGUGUGGGAACCGGUUCUCUUGAAUCGUUACACUUGAAAGGCUAGUUCCAAACGAUCGAAACAGCGUAAGGUGAAAGUAGAAUGAUAAAAGAAAAAUUCCGUGUACACAGAUCGAAAAUUUCCCGCUGAAGUUUGGUCAAAGGCACGUGUAACGUGGCCGCGAGGAAGAUGCACGCGUCGUUUAUUCCCAAUUAUAAGAUUGAGACCGAUGUUUGUCGCGAACUGCCAACUAACCUAAUUCGAGACUGAUCGUGUAUCGCGAUCCAAGUCUCUGGCAUAAACGUGACUGCGGGUAAUAAACUGGUAUCGCUGAUCCUUCUUCUCGCGAGCUACUAAAAACUCGUAAGGAGUAACAGUUUGGUAUUUGUUUACAAUGGCUGUGCCCAACAAGUGGGAGAACGCUUGCAGAUUAUGCUCGGAGGAAAAAAAUGAAAUGCUGUCAAUUUUCGGUAAUGAGGGAGUGCAGCGUAAAGUGGCGCAAAAGUUACGUGCCUGUCUACCCGUCUUAGUAUAUAAAACCGAUCCACUGCCAAAGCAAAUAUGUCAGUUCUGUGCCGCGAGGCUGGACGACGUUUAUGAGUUUAGAGAAUAUUGUCUGAGUGUUUAUAAAAGCAUGCACUUAAAGUUAUUAUCGUAUAAGAAUAUCGAGUCUGUUCAAAUUUAUUUAGACGCAAUGAAAAACUCGCCCGAUCCUUGUCAGGCGCAAUUGUGGAGGGAGAAAGCAAGAGCACCGCCACCUUUAGUACCUUUGCCAGCCUCGCUGCCAGUCGAUUGUCCAUCUGCGCCAACAGAUAUUAGUCAGGAACAUCCAAAUGCUUGUAUCGAAUCUUUACCCGAAGUACCUUGCGAAGUGGAGAUCAAGGAAAUGAAUACAGAAUCGAUAUUAGAAACCGAUGUUAAUAUUUACAAUGACAAAGGCAAGCUGUACAAGACGGACGCGAUAGUGGAAGAUACUACGAAUUCGUUGAAAGAAGAGAAUAACGAUUCGCAACAAGAAGUAGAGGUAAAGAGGGAAGAAAAGCGAACAAGUAUAUUAGAACAGGUACUAAUGGGUAGAGUAACAAUCAAUGAUAGAAAUGAUUUAAAUUCAAAGGAAAAGCUAUCUUCUAAAUGGUGGUGUGCUCCUUGCAAUAGUUACUACAAAACGAAAGAGAGUUUAGUGAAGCAUAUGCAAUUACAUUGUCCAAGAAAAUACACGUGUAGAAAAUGUUCUAUGUGUUUCGAGUUGGUAGAAGAUUUAGCUAAACACGAAGCUACCAGUCAUUUGAAAGUGACAGUAGAUUUUUAUAGAAGCGAUAAAGAUUGUGAUCAAUGCGAUAGACAAUUUGUUAGCUGGGAAAUGUUAAAGCAACACAGGCUACGCGAUCAUUUAGGUCAAGCAAUCGAAAUCGGGACCAAUACAUGGUGCUCGUUAUGCAAUAGAUUUUUCCCAAGCGUAGAAGCUUAUCAGAAUCAUACACAAUUGCACGAAGUUAGUAACCACACGUUGACGAAAACAGCACAAUCGGCGGUAGAACAACAAGUAGUGACAAUUCUGAAAACCGAGGAACCUUCGAAGGAAGUGAAGAGAGAACAUUUUGUAGAAGCUAGCAAAUCGCUUACGUGCCCUACUUGCGGAAAGGUCUGUACUCAGCAAAGUGCAUUGUCAAAUCAUAUGCGUACCCAUGAACCUAAGAGACAUAAAUGUGAUAUAUGCGGACGAUCUUUUGGACUUUUUAUACGUUUAGCAGCACACAGAAUGAGCGAACAUAGCCAACAGCCUACAAUGUCUCCUGUUACGGCUAGCGUCGAACAAGAAGAAGCAUUAAAUGCUGAAAGAGAAGCCAGAGAAGCGAGGGUCGCUAGAACUCGUACAAGAACCAGAACAUAUUCGGAGAUGAUGGAAAGGACAGAUACUCCCAAUCACGAUGAACCAUCUGCAAAAAACAAUGCAUCUCUAAAUACCAGUGCAUUUAAGAACGUGGCAAGAUGUGGAAUAUGUUUGCAAUGGUUUAGCGAUCACACUACAAUGUUAACACAUUUGCAAACGCAUUCAGACAACUACACUUGCAAGAAUUUUACUUGCCACAUAUGUAAAAAAUCUUUCAAGGAGAAAUGGCAAUUAUUUAGACACGAGAUGUCUCAUAAACGUAACGAGUCUGUGCCAAUGUACAUAUGCAGUGUAUGCAAUAAAUCAUUCACCGACAAGAAUACAUACAAAAUACAUCAGAAGACACACAUUGUUGAUAAAACAUAUCACUGUUCAAAGUGUAAUAAAAUAUUUUUCAAAGAAGUGUCAAUGUUGACGCAUCAAUGCACGGCAGACACGCUGUUUGGUAAAAAGGGUGUUCCUUCAAAGUCCUUGGAAAAAACUGGACCGUUGAAUACCGGUAAAAGGUACAAAUGCUCCAAGUGCAAUGCAUCCUUCGGUAGUUUUCAAUCAAAGAAUUCUCAUAUGAGAGUACACAUGGAAGGUUCGCAUACGACGGUUCGAAAGCAUGAAAUACAAGCGGAGGUGGAAGAAGAAGCUAUGCCAAAAUUAAGUCCUCAAACAUCUGUUGAAUAUGCAAUGCCUAUCGAACCAAAAGUGGAGAUAAGUGAAGAAAGUACACCGGCUCCUGUCAAACGAACCCUCAUUAGGACAACUGGCGGAUAUCGCUGCGGGGUAUGUCAGUCUCCAUUUGUUUUACGAGAAUUAGCAGUCGCACACUUGAGAUCUGCGCAUCCAUUGAUGCCGUAUCAAUGUCCAUAUUGUAAAAAACGAUUCACGACUCAGUACACGUUCACGCAUCAUAUUAAAACAGAUCACCUUGACGAGCACGAGAAUUGAAUCAUAAGAGUUACUACUAGCUCUAAUAUGCCAAACGGUCCUUAUACCAUAAACUAUGCCUCGUUGAUGUGGUAAUUUUUGUUCAUAUACAAAAUAUUUAUGGUCAUCUUAUAGAAUAACCUAUACGAUUAUUUCCGAAGUUUGAGAACAUUAACAAAGUUUGUUGAUGUAAAAAAUGUUCGUACGAGAGGGGGGUGUCGUCAUUGACUGUGUACAUCAUUGACUGUUCUAUCUAAAAAAAAAAAUCUGUUUCUACUAUACGACGGUCUCCUCCGAUUCGAAUGUAUCUUUUGCCAACAGUGUUUUUAAUAUCUCCUCAAUGUUCGGAAAUGACGGAGUCAGCUUUUUUUUAUAAGAAUCAUGCUGUAUAUAACAGUUAUCGGUUUCGUGCUGAAGCUGUAUUGUUUUGUAAUUUGGCAUACUAGUUCCUGAUCAAAUAAUUGGCCUUAAACAACGUUUUGUAGUUCUAUUUCGUAAAAAGCGAAAAAAUAUAUAUAAUACAUUCGUAAAUAAAUAUAAAUUGUUUUGAAUGAGAUAUACUUUUUAAUAAACUUUAAGUAUCAUUUAUUAUAGGAGACUGGAAUAGGAUUAGUACUUAUACUGAACGUGCCUGUUUAAGUACUGUGUCAGUCCUACACAAAUUUUUUUAGUAAAAUCAACUAUGAACGCCGAAAAGAGAAAAAUAUCGUAUUAGAUAUUGUAUAUCUCGUUGGCAAAUAGUUUUACGAAAUCAUAUAGACGUGUUAUCUGUUCGUAUAUUCGUUAGCAUCGUCAGACAUUCCUUUUCUUUAGUGAAAUUGAAGAAAUUAAAAGAAAGAAAAAAGAAAAAAAAAAUAAAACUCAACUAUCAUUUCAUAAU
Messenger RNA from Colletes gigas, 3802 nucleotides. RefSeq names its product zinc finger protein 2 homolog. Bases 508 to 2943 code for a protein of 811 amino acids. The record is from RefSeq and is a predicted model, not a curated record. Gene Ontology annotation, molecular function: DNA-binding transcription factor activity, RNA polymerase II-specific; RNA polymerase II cis-regulatory region sequence-specific DNA binding; zinc ion binding. The transcript has 9 exons. Gene Ontology annotation, biological process: neurogenesis; regulation of transcription by RNA polymerase II. NCBI's taxonomy places the organism in Eukaryota, Metazoa, Arthropoda, Insecta, Hymenoptera, Colletidae. Gene Ontology annotation, cellular component: nucleus.